Messenger RNA from Linepithema humile (Argentine ant), 6307 nucleotides. The record is from RefSeq and is a predicted model, not a curated record. Lineage: Eukaryota; Metazoa; Arthropoda; Insecta; Hymenoptera; Formicidae.
UGUUCGGGCUUUGAAUUUAGCAGCUCUGCAGCUGUGUGUGAUCCUUGGUGAUCCUUCAAAAUGGCUUUGUGGGACGAAGUAUCAUCAGGUUUUGAUGCUGAGGAUGAGACCAUCAACUUUGGCACUCGGAUAAUCACAGAAAACAAUGGCUCGCUGUAUGAAGUGUGUACGGUAGCAACGAUUAAAUCCCUUGAUAAGGUAGAUCAGCAACCAAAUGUUUUAGUAUCUCUUCAACAUUCUAAGUUUUGUGUAGCAGUUGAUAAGUCUAUUACAAUUUUUAAAGAUGAGACAUGUGAUGAAAUAUUAUGUAACAUCAGUUUCCCCUCCAGGAUAAUUUGUUAUUGCAUUUCUAAAGAUGGUUUCUUUCUAUUUGUUGUGCUUGCUACCAGGAUCUUGUACUGUUUGCACUUGUUACAUGGAAAAGAAAUUUUUACAAAAACUAUCUCUGAUAAUCAAAACAAUGUAAUAAAAAUAUUUUUGAAAGAGCAAGGUGAAAAGGAAGAAGCAUUUAUAAUUCUUGUCACAAACACUGGCGCUAUUUACAGAUUCUCCAAGUUUUAUCCUAAAGCUUUAAAACUUGCAAUUACCAAUGAGAAUGAUGAGAUGGUUGCAGAACAUACGACAAAUAUUCAGUGUUCUCAGUUAUUCGAGGGAUUCACAUCUCUGGAGUUCCUUAAUGCUACAAUGAAUACAUCAUCAAAAGAAUCGUCAAUAACUAUGGUGGGAACACAUUCCAUAUAUACUUGGCCUAGUGAACAACUCAGUGAAUUUCACAAUGUAUUUUCUUUUGGAUAUAAAAAGAUAAUGCCAUUGAAUGGUAGCAGGAAAAUGCUUUGUCUGCGUACAAAUCAUAUAUUAAGUAUUAUGUGCCCGAAUACAUUGCUUGGAUUGAAGAUAUGUGACGACCCAGUGUAUGAUUUUACAGUAAUACAACAUGAUGACAGUGUCGAUCACUGUGACAUUUUAUUUCUAACACAAUCUAAACACAAUCCAAUUUUGUAUACAUUAUAUCUUGUUUCUUACCCAGAAUUUGAACAGAAAUUGGAGAUCAAUGUUUCUGCUAACACUUAUUUGUCAGACAUUUUUCACGCUUCCAAUAAUAUAAUUUAUGUAGAAGGUAUUACUAAUGAAAAUCAAAUCAUUGACACAUUCAGGAUAAAAACAAUAUCGGAAAGUAUUCCCGAAAUGCGUUUAGCGAGAUUGUUAAGAAAAAAGCAAUUUGACGCAGCUGAAGCUUUUGCGGAAAAAUUAAGUCUUUCCAUGGAACCUAUUUAUUGCUCUAAAGCAGCGUUGCUCGUAGAACAGCUUGGUCUUUGGGCAAAAUCUGCUUCUCACUCAGCCAGCGUGGAUGAAUUAAUAAAUAUUUUGGAUAAGAUACAAGAUAUGCAAUACGUGAUUGAAUGCUGUAACAAGGCGCUCAUUUUGAACAGUGCACAAAUGAGACAAAUAUAUUUGUAUGCUCGGCAAAGGAUAAUGCAAAAUAUGAAGAGGGAAAAUAUAAGCGAUUCGCCGAUUGCCAGUCUGUCUUUGAUAAACGAUGCUUUACACAGACUCGAGACUUUUGAAUUAAUCCAAGAUAUCGAGACAGAUGCAUUAUCGAGCGAUGAUGCAGUUACGAAAGAAUGGAUAAGAUUUUCACAAGUAAAUUUAUUGAAGGAAUGCACUACUCGUUUACGCAUGGGUCAACUGGAAUCUGCUUCUUUGAUUUGGACGAGGCACCUUCCUCACAUAGCGAAGUUUGUGUCUAUGCAAACUGUACGAAAUAUAUUUGCGAUUUUACCCGAAGAUAUGGCUCCGUCGCGUUUGUGGUCUUGGCUUACGCAUUUUAUACCCACUUUAUUGUCUCUGUUACCUGACGCAAUGGAUGAGAUUAUGUCUUGGGGUCUGAAGAAAUUAAAAUAUCUCGAGAUAUCUCAUCGUACGGGAUGGCCGGAUAUCGGCAUAGAUUUUGCCAAAAAAUUUGUAAGAUUGCUCAAGAUUGAAGACAGUGAACAUUCUGCGCACUUUCACCAAGAAUACAGAUAUCAGAACUCCGCAUUGAAGCAGCUUAUGCUCUUACUUCAGGCUUUGUCCGACAUACAACAGUUGAAAGUAGCUUACAGAUUGAGAAUUCCUCUUGAUAUAUAUGUUAACUCGCCUGUGGAAACGGUUUAUAUGCUGUUGGACAAAAUACAUCUGGACGAAAUCUCGAAUUUCGUAAAUGCAUUUUUAAAACAAUACAUACUUAAUAAUAAUUUGCAAAACGACAUUGUUCUCUGCGCGUAUAUUCAGAAAACAAUAAUAAAUUCGAAUAGUUGGUGGUUUGACGAGGAAGUCGCAUGGGAGAGAAGAAUUGCUAUUGUAACAAGUCUUAUAUAUAAUAUAGAGAAACGGUUGGAGCAAACUUUGGCAAUUUUAAAAAAGGCACCAGUUCCCUGGAGUUCGACUAUAGCUACUCUGGCAGAAACGAGCAGUAAUUUUGACCAUAGUUUAGCUGCAAAAAUUAAAAUUGAACGUAAUUACGUUUCGAUAAAACUUGUCUUAAAAAAAUAUGGAUAUGCAGCAAUUGGCAUAAAUAACAAAUUAAUAUCACGUAUAAUAAAAGAAGACCGUGAUUCCACGAUUAAUGAUAUAGAAGUGCUAACUAAAAACGAUCAGCAAUUACGACAGGAUUCAUUUUGUCGAUGCAUAAACGUCCGACUGAACGAAGGAAAUCUGCAGAAAGCAAUGGAUAUAAUACAUCAUCUAGAAAAUAAUAUUUCUGAUGCUUUAUAUUGUUACGAAGGAAUUGUUAAUUAUAUUGUCGCAUCUUUCUCUUUUCAAAAUGUAGCGACAUCCUUGAUGUGCCAUAUAGAAAUACUCGGCUGCUUAGAAUUCAAAAUACGUAAUUUGUUAAUGCAACCGAAUGUUUGUUCUUUUCGUUGCAACAAUAUUAUCAAUAUGAUAAAAGAUUUAAGAUCAUUAUACGCAUUGAGGAAAGAUUAUAAGAUUGAUAUUUCAUUGAAGAAUUAUCGUAUGCAGAAAUCGCUUGUACUGGAAAACUAUAUCGCAAAAUCGCUUCCAAGUAUGAUGGAAAAUAACUUGUCAGAGAUGCACAAGACAGUGAUUAAAAUAACCGAGUUGCUAGGACUAGAAAAGUCGUAUGCGACUUUAUUUUUAUUAGAGCAGGUGAAAGAUAUAAACGUGUUGCAGCAACUUGCCAAAGACAACGCUGAAGAUUUAAAUUUUAUGUCAGGCGAAUUUAUAAAUAUGAAAAAGAUAUGCUUAUCGGCAUUGCGACAUACUACUGUAAACGUGAAUACCGUGAAGGUUAUCAAAAACUUCAGCGCUUCUUUAUUAGAAUCUUGUAGCGAUAGUGACUUACAAUCUGCAUUAAUACUCCAUACGAAUAUAUGUCCAAGCCUUUCUCUUCAAUAUUCUGAUGUAAAACAAGGAAUCACACCGCAGUCUAGUUGGAAAUUGUACACGAUAUAUAAAGAUCAAGCGAUAUCUUUGGAUCAGAGAUUAUUUGCUUUCUUCAAAGAUGCGAUAUCUCUUUGCUUAUAUUAUUCAGAUCAGAUUGAUAGCAAUGAAGUCACAAAUUACAACGAACGAAUGGAUCAAUUGCUCAACAACUUCCUGGAAAGUAUAAGAAAAGUGCAGCUGCAGCACAACGAUCACUCCUUAUUGCAAAUUUUCAACACAUUCUAUUUUGUGUACUGCAGCACAUCUGUAAAAAACGAGAGCGUGCUAACAGAAAUGAAAUCUAUAUUAUCUCAACUUGUCACAAAUUUAUUGAAGAAAUUGUGCACCGGGCUGUUCGAUUUGCAAUUGGGACUAUCUUGUCUCUUUAUGCUGCCUAAACAAGAGGCGCGCAAUUGGCUUACCGCGGAUUGCGCAUCAUUUCACAUCGAUCACGGUUGGUAUUCUACAAUUUCCACUCUGGGAUAUGAAUAUUCGCGUUUGAAGAAAAAUCAAUCGUUGAUGCAGAAGUUCGAAGAUCACAAGCUGUUGCACAUCUGGGCGCAGCGACUGUCGCAUUAUUCGAUAGCUUAUAAAGAAGUUUUUAUGAAUAACGCUUCGAGCAAGAGGGAAAUUUUGCAACAGAUUAUAAACAGUAACAAAGAGAACGUGAUUCCUUUGUUAAAAGACUAUUGCUGCAAUUUCGGCUUUGAUUUCAACGAUUGCCUUUGGCAUUAUUUGAAAAUAAUCCUCGAAACGUGGAAUCCAAUGAUAACUGUUUCGAAUACAGGCGCAAACAAAGAAUUACACGUCUGCACCGAUGAAGUGUGUGAGUUGAGAAAAAAGUGUAACGCAAUUGUCGCGCAAAUGGAAGAUAAAUCCAUGUUGAAACAACAUAUCUCCACAUUAUGGGACCAUAUCACCUUCUACCACUAUGAAAUGUUCAUCAUACUAAUGGAUCUCAUAGGAGAUAAAAAUAUGGAAAGAAGAAAUUACCUCUGCUUUUUGCAAAACUACACUCGGAGUGGGUCUCCUACGCCGAUGGAACAUGAUAAAUGGAUGCAGCUCAAUCCGGGACACAGUGCACUACCACCGAUAGCUCAAUGGAGACUUCCGUUCUUGCCCAAGGUGGACAUUUGGAAAAUUAUCACGCCCGAAUUGAAUUUAAAGACGUACGAAAAAUGGCUCGACAUCGCACCCGUCCUCAAUUUGGAGACGCAUCUUAUAUGCACAUUAGCUAUCAAAGGUGAAAUGACGUACGUUUGGGAAAAUACCGUCAAAUCGCGAGAUACCGCGUGGUCGCUUUAUCCGAAGAACACCACAUUGCUCGAGAAUAUCAAGAAAUGUAUACAACGAAUCACCGACUCGAACGGAUUCUAUUACGGCACCGCGGCAUUGUACUACGUCGUCAAUCACACACCGCCGGGUGCGGAUCGCGUCGCUGCCGUGAAAGAAUGCCACGAAUACGCUCAACUGGCGGCGCAAAAUUCUACCCGGUUUGAAGAGGGAAUGCUGGAGAAAAUUAAAUCCAAGUAUCUGAGAUACACGUCCGAGCAUAUUCUACGAACGUACGGAUUGGAGAAGGAUAAGUAUCUUGCUCUAAUCGACAAUCCGUGCAGACUGAUAUACGAAUUGUACAACGACGAAAGCAUACCGUCGCGAUAUCAAAUCGCGACCAACUACAGGCCGGAUAUCAACGCUGCCGUUAACAAGCUCGGCGAAUUGUUCUCGUUGAAUAAGACGAAGCUGCGCUUGGAUUUGCUACAAGAAUGGUUACAGUCCAAUGUCAGAUACGCCGAAUUGUAUCAGAGCUUUACGGAGACGGUCCCGGCGUUGAAAGAGUCCAGUCGGAGCACAGAUUGUGAAGAUAAUAUGCUCAGAAUGUGUUACAUGAUCGAAUAUGGCGAUACAGAUUUGUUUGCGCAGUUUCUUAUAAAUAUAGGCUUCGACGAUCCCCACGGCAAAACUGAAUACAAAUGCGACGUGCGAUAUCGAGUGCUUCGGGUACUGCAAACUGUUGUUGACACCGCCACUUUGGAAGAAUUGACCAAGCGAGACGUCUCUACUUUCAGGAAGUACAUGAACUCGCUAAAUUAUGUUAGCAAACUGGAAUCGUUGGGAUUGUGUUAUAGCGUUGAAACAUUCGAAACGUGCUGCAAACGCGAGCUCGUUCAGAUACUGUGGACAAGAUUGCGUCACUUGCCCUACGCUCUCUCUGUUAUAACACAGAUUUGCAUCGAGUUUAAGUUGCACGAUAUUGUAGUUUGGAACGACACUCUGAGCCAAAUGACAAAACUGCGAAUGGUGAGCGAGUUAAAGAAAGUCUUAUUGCAACUACGAAGUGAGAGCGCUAUCGUGUGCUGUAACGGCUACAAAAUGGGAUGGCAGUUAAUUAUUUCCGAACCGUUCAGAGAAAUGGAUGUGAAUCCGAGUCCGGAGCAAAUUAACAAUUGUAUAGAGGCGAUCUGCCUAUUAUAUUCGUGUCCCAUGCCACACGAAUUAGAAUUCACCGCUGUCGUGCGAAAUUCUUUUCAAUGCAAACAGGCGCACUUGGCCGCUGCGCUCCUGCCAUUUUUAAAUGAUUCUGAAAAGAAAUUUGUUUUGGAGACGAUUAAUCGACAAUGCGAAAUCGCAAAACUCGAAGAAGACUUACGUCAUUUAUCUACUAAAGGAGUGCUCACGGUUGCACGUAGUCUCGGCAUUAUACAAAAGUCCACAACGUGAAACAAAAAAGGAAUUCUUCUUUUAUUGGAAAACCAGCUUGCAAUAUGACUUAUUUGUUAAACUAUUCUCAAGUUAUAUCAAAGAAACGUAUUUUUUUGAAAUUAUUUAUACUGCGCUAAGUGUAAUUGAUAUACUGAUUGUAGAAAUAAAUAGAUAUAAUUGA